GCGUCCUUGUUCUAUCAAGUCGAUCGAAAACGCGUCCAAGAAUGGAGAAAGCAAAAAAAAGAACUUGAAGUUGUCAAAAACGAUCAUAACUCAAGUAUUGAUAAGGUGCGAGCUCUACCUGGCCGUGGUUCAAAAGCCAAGUACCCCACAGUUGAAAAAGAAUUAUUAGACUAUGUUAAAAAAAAACGGGAAGAAAGGAUGUCGGUUACUACUUCGAUGAUUAGAAGAAAGGCAAAAGAAUUGGGGGAGACACUAAAUAUUCAAGGUGCAAAGUUCUCCUCUGGUUGGGUUGAACGUUUCAUGCGGCGGAAUAAAUUGGUAGAGCGUGUUCGGACACAAUACGCACAGAAGCUUCCAGAAGAUACGCCCUUAGUUGUUAAAGAAUUUCUUCAAACUGCGCGUGAAAAGACAAAAGACAUUGAAAAAAAAUUUAUUAUCUCCUUUGAUGAAACGCCGAUGUGGUUUGAUAUGCCCCGAAAUACGACAAUCGAUUUUGAAGGCGUUCGUGAAGUGCCAAUUAAAACUACAGGAAACGAAAAAUUGCGUUUUACAGUGGUCUUGGGUUAUACUGCAUCCGGUGAAAAACUUCCGCCCGCUGUAAUUUUCAAAUUAAAAAAAAAACCAAAGGGUAGGUUUCCACGAGACGUGGUGGUGACCACAGCACCUUGUGCAAAUAUGAUAGGAGAUUUGAUGAUCUCCACUUAUAUUCCACGAGUUAUUCGUGCCAGGCCGAAUGGGUUCUUUAAGAGUAAAGGUCUAAUCUUCGUUGAUCGCCACAGCAGUCAUAUCCGUGAUGAUGUAGUUAAAGCAUUAAAGAUGGAAGGGUUAGAUGUUCUAGAGAUACCCAGUGGAACUACUUGCGUUUUGCAACCACCCGACGUAUCAGUGAACAAGCCAUUUAAAAAUGGCAUGACGCGAAGAUGGGAAAAAUGGAUGGACGAAGGAAAAGGUGGGCUUACUAAAAAAGGAAACCUCAAAAAAGCAUCAUAUGAGAUGGUAUGCGAAUGGGUUUCUGAAACAUGGAGAGAAAUCAGCACAGAUCUUUUGGCUAAGUCUUUUGAAGCAUCUGGACUUACGCUUAGCCCUGAUGGCAGUGAAGAUGACAAAAUGACAAGCCGUCUCCAAGCUAUUAUCGCAAACCGUAUGAAUGAGGUGUGCUUUUCUGAGGAAGAUAAUGAACCAUCAAAUCAGGAUGGUAUAGAUAGUGAACCAAAUCCUGAUAAUGAGUUUGAUGAUGAAAGUAUGACGGAUGAUGACCCUGAAGAAAUGGACCCUGAAGAAAUGGACAUUGAUGAUGAAUAA
Messenger RNA from Ambispora leptoticha, 1302 nucleotides. Lineage: Eukaryota; Fungi; Glomeromycota; Glomeromycetes; Archaeosporales; Ambisporaceae. The record is from the annotation of a GenBank genome assembly.